AUGAUUUCAAUCGUGAUUAGUCCAAAUAUUGCCAAGAGUAAGGAGGACAGGGCCGUCAUCUACGAUGUUGGUUAUGAUUCAUUGUUUGAGAAAAGUGAAUUUGAUGAAGCUGCUGCUGUUGAAAUGUACCCAUUAAAAUCUUUCGAGAAAAUGCUUGGUUCUUGUAACGGUUUGGUUCUUUUCUCGUUUUAUAAGGAGUUAUCGUCCAUCCAUGGCGUAGUACAUAGGGAUAAGUGGCUACGCCUUUGUCUUUGGAACCCAGCUGAACACAAACAAUUACCCGAGUCUCAGAACAAAAUUUUAUUUCAAAGAAACGUCAUGUAUGGGUUUUGUUAUGAUUACAGGAAUGACGAUUACAAGUUGUUCAAAGUUGUAUGCUAUCACAAAGAUACGUACGAAACUUUAGUGUAUGUAUACAGGUUACGUUCUAAUUCAUGGAGGAGCAGUCAAACGAUUCCUUAUUGGUUUCCUUCUGAUACAACAUCUGGGGUGGUUGUUCGAAAUGCUCUCCAUUGGAUAGGCACAGUUGAUGUCGGAACUCGUCAUUCUUCCGAAGUUAUAGUCUCUUUGAAUAUCAGAGAUGAGAUACUCGAGAGUGUUCUACUACCGAAACAACUUUCUAAGAAGGAAUUUUAUACCACAAAAAUCAUGACAGUGGGAGUGCUGGAAGGUUGUCUUUGUGUAGUUGACUUAAAAUUUUUAAGCAAUGAAGCUGAUGUAUGGGUGAUGCAAGAAUAUGGAGUCCAGGAAUCGUGGGUUAAACAGUAUUCUAUCGCCUCAGGGUUGUGUAUCAACGUUUCUUAUUUGAGGUUGAUUUCUUCAAAAAAGGGUAAAAUUCUAUUGCAAACUAGGAGUGGUUUCAUUUUGUAUGACCUGAAGAACUCAAGUACCAGAGAAACAAAGUAA
Papaver somniferum (opium poppy) is the source of this 906-nucleotide messenger RNA. Its product is annotated as F-box/kelch-repeat protein At3g06240-like. The record is from RefSeq and is a predicted model, not a curated record. The transcript has a single exon. Lineage: Eukaryota; Viridiplantae; Streptophyta; Magnoliopsida; Ranunculales; Papaveraceae. The coding region runs from base 1 to 906 and encodes 301 amino acids.